This is a messenger RNA of Recurvomyces mirabilis, 1416 nucleotides long. It is a transcript of the gene ATE1, whose product is annotated as Arginyl-tRNA--protein transferase 1. The transcript has 2 exons. Gene Ontology annotation, molecular function: arginyl-tRNA--protein transferase activity. Bases 1 to 1416 code for a protein of 471 amino acids. The record is from RefSeq and is a predicted model, not a curated record. Gene Ontology annotation, cellular component: cytoplasm. Gene Ontology annotation, biological process: protein arginylation. Lineage: Eukaryota; Fungi; Ascomycota; Dothideomycetes; Mycosphaerellales; Teratosphaeriaceae.
AUGGACCGGGGCUGGAGACGGUCGGGCACGUUACUGUAUAUGCCCGACGUCUCACGAUCAUGCUGUCCCCAUUACACCAUUCGGUAUGAGCAACAGCUGUGCAGCAAAGUCUCCAUAAAAGUACUGAACCAUAUCAACAGACUACCGUCCGCCGACUUCAAGCCGAGUCGCGACCAGAGACAAGCUCUCAAUCGAUGGAACAGAUUCGUGCUAGGCGACAAGUACAUCCAGGAGCUGGAGAGGAAACAUCCCAAGACCAAAGCCGAAAAGAAAGCCCAGGAAUCCUACUUCAACCUCCCCACCACCGUCCACGCCUCCGAACUCUCCACCCUCAAGCCCGACAUCAUCCCGGAACACAACUUCGCCGUCACCCUCGAACCCGACACCUUCACGGAAGAAAAAUACGCCCUCUUCGCCAACUACCAGAAACACGUCCACCACGAGCAGGGCUCCGAGAUCUCCCGACCGGGAUUCAAACGCUUCCUUUGCUCCUCACCCCUACAUCGGCAUCCAGAUCCCGCCGACGGCAAAGACCUGGGCAGCUAUCACCAAUGCUACCGUCUUGACGGCCGCCUCAUAGCCCUCGCCGUGCUAGACCGCCUUCCCCACGCCGUGAGCGGGGUCUACUUCCUCUACCACUCGGACUUUGCGAAAUGGUCGUUUGGGAAGCUGUCGGCUUUGAGGGAGGCGGCGUUGGCGGGGGAAGGGGGCUAUAGGUACUACUACAUGGGGUACUAUAUUCACAGCUGCAAGAAGAUGAGGUAUAAGGGCGAUUAUCGUCCGCAGUAUGUUCUGGAUUAUGCGAGUGGGGGGUGGGACGUCUUGGAUCAGGAGAUGAGGGGGUGUAUGGAGGGGAGGGGGUGGGCGAGUAUGUCGAGGGAGCGAGCGAGGAAGGAGAGGAAUGGGGCGGGUGUGAGUGCGGAGGAGGAGGGAGAGAGUGAGGAACGUGCAGUUAACGCCAAUGGAACUGCCACUGCUCUUUCUACUCCUGUUCCUUCUUCGGGCGAGCAAGCCGCGGAUGCGACCACUCGGGACGACCACGACGAGCUGGAAGAUGAUACAGACGAACUCGUGUUACAUCCCACGCCCACGGCGGCCUGUGCUUCCGGCCUAUCGCUCCUCGAGCUCGGAAUGCCGGGGAUCCUGACGUUAGAGGAAGUCCUUGGUAGAGUGGAUCUGGAUGCGAUGAAGCUCUUCCUCGGGGGAAAGGGUGGAGAUGUGCAUGAGAUGCGGGAUUUGGUGUCGUGGGGUGAAGAAGACGAUGAUGAUGGAGACGGAGAUGGAGACGGGGAUGAUAGACCGCUGCCGCAGCAGCUGAAGAGGAUGAGCGGGAUGAUGAAGACGAUUGCUGAGUUUGCCGCUGUGGUGGGGUCGGAGGUCGCGAGGGGGAUUGUGGUGGAUUUCAGUCGGGGUUGA